AGGAGUAGGGGUUACUGUCUUUGGCUUUAUGUUUUGGAGUCUGUGUUCAUUGUAUAACUUAAGCACUGACCUCGUAUUUCAGGUUAAUGGACCUGAUGGCAUUCUACAGAAUGGAGCUGUGGAUGAUAAUGUGGCUAAAACCAGCCAGCUUCUGGCAGAAUUGAAUUUUGAAGAAGAUGAAGAAGAUACGUAUUACACAAAGGAUCUUCCUGUGCAUGCUUGCAGUUACUGUGGUAUCCAUGACCCUGCUUGUGUGGUUUACUGUAACACCAGCAAAAAGUGGUUCUGUAAUGGGCGUGGAAAUACAUCUGGCAGCCACAUUGUUAAUCAUCUUGUGAGAGCAAAGUGCAAAGAGGUGACUCUUCAUAAAGAUGGACCUCUAGGAGAGACUGUCUUGGAAUGUUAUAACUGUGGAUGUCGUAAUGUGUUUCUCCUUGGCUUUAUUCCAGCUAAGGCAGACUCUGUGGUUGUUUUGCUGUGCAGGUUGUGCAGGCAGCCAUGUGCCAGUCAGAGCAGUUUAAAGGAUAUUAAUUGGGACAGUUCACAGUGGCAGCCUCUUAUCCAAGAUCGCUGUUUCCUUUCGUGGCUGGUAAAGAUUCCAUCUGAACAGGAACAGUUGAGGGCACGUCAGAUUACGGCUCAACAGAUUAACAAACUGGAAGAACUUUGGAAGGAAAAUCCAUCUGCAACCCUUGAGGACUUAGAAAAGCCUGGUGUUGAUGAAGAGCCACAGCAUGUCCUGCUUAGAUAUGAAGAUGCUUAUCAAUACCAAAAUAUAUUUGGUCCUCUAGUCAAGCUUGAGGCAGACUAUGACAAGAAACUCAAGGAGUCUCAGACCCAAGAUAACAUCACAGUCAGAUGGGACCUGGGCUUGAACAAGAAAAGAAUUGCUUAUUUCACUUUGCCAAAGACUGAUUCAGAUAUGCGUCUUAUGCAAGGAGAUGAGAUCUGCUUGAGGUAUAAAGGAGACCUGGCCCCUUUAUGGAAAGGAAUUGGUCAUGUUAUCAAAGUUCCUGAUAGUUCUACAGAUUAUGGUGAUGAGAUAGCCAUUGAACUGAGGAGCAGCGUUGGAGCGCCUGUGGAAGUUACUCAUAACUUCCAAGUAGAUUUUGUAUGGAAGUCUACUUCAUUUGACAGAAUGCAGAGUGCUUUAAAAACAUUUGCUGUGGAUGAGACUUCAGUGUCUGGGUACAUCUAUCACAAACUGUUAGGUCAUGAGGUAGAAGAUGUAAUUAUUAAAUGCCAGUUGCCAAAGCGCUUUACAGCACAAGGACUUCCUGAUCUCAACCAUUCUCAGGUUUAUGCUGUGAAGACUGUCCUGCAGCGUCCUCUGAGCCUUAUUCAGGGUCCCCCUGGUACCGGAAAAACAGUGACAUCAGCCACAAUUGUCUAUCAUCUGGCUAGACAGGGCAAUGGGCCUGUGUUAGUCUGUGCUCCGAGUAAUAUAGCUGUAGAUCAGUUGACUGAGAAGAUCCAUCAAACUGGACUGAAAGUGGUUCGUCUGUGUGCUAAAAGUCGUGAGGCAAUUGACUCUCCUGUAUCCUUCUUGGCAUUGCAUAACCAGAUCAGAAACAUGGAUAGCAUGCCAGAGCUUCAGAAACUGCAGCAGCUUAAAGAUGAAACUGGAGAACUGUCAUCUGCUGAUGAGAAACGUUACCGUGCACUGAAACGAACAGCAGAGCGUGAAUUACUUAUGAAUGCAGAUGUGAUCUGUUGCACAUGUGUGGGAGCUGGUGAUCCAAGACUUGCAAAAAUGCAGUUCCGCUCCAUUCUGAUUGAUGAAAGCACACAGGCUACUGAGCCAGAGUGCAUGGUGCCAGUUGUCCUGGGAGCAAAACAGCUUAUUCUUGUGGGUGACCACUGCCAGCUUGGUCCUGUUGUGAUGUGUAAAAAAGCUGCAAAGGCUGGCCUAUCUCAGUCUCUCUUCGAGAGGCUUGUGGUGCUGGGGAUUCGUCCAAUUCGCCUGCAAGUGCAGUAUCGCAUGCAUCCUGCACUUAGUGCUUUUCCAUCCAAUAUCUUCUAUGAGGGUUCACUCCAGAAUGGUGUUACUGCAGCGGACCGUGUGAAAAAAGGGUUUGAUUUCCAGUGGCCACAGCCAGAUAAGCCAAUGUUUUUCUAUGUUACACAAGGACAGGAGGAAAUUGCCAGCUCAGGCACCUCUUACUUAAACAGGACGGAAGCUGCCAAUGUGGAGAAGAUAACUACAAAGCUAUUGAAAGCUGGUGCCAAACCAGAUCAGAUUGGCAUUAUUACUCCUUAUGAAGGUCAACGAUCCUAUCUGGUGCAGUACAUGCAAUUCAGUGGUUCCUUGCAUACAAAGCUUUACCAGGAAGUGGAAAUUGCAAGUGUGGAUGCCUUCCAGGGCCGAGAGAAGGACUUUAUUAUCCUUUCUUGUGUGAGGGCCAAUGAACACCAAGGAAUAGGGUUUCUGAAUGACCCCAGGCGUCUUAACGUAGCUCUUACAAGAGCAAGGUAUGGAGUAAUUAUUGUUGGGAACCCAAAAGCACUGUCUAAACAACCACUUUGGAAUCACCUGCUGAAUUACUACAAGGAGCAGAAGGUUCUGGUGGAGGGACCACUGAAUAAUCUCCGGGAAAGCCUUAUGCAGUUUAGCAAGCCCCGGAAACUUGUCAAUACCAUCAACCCAGGUGCCCGUUUCAUGACUACUGCCAUGUAUGAUGCACGUGAGGCUAUUAUUCCAGGAUCUGUCUAUGACCGGAGCAGUCAAGGGCGCCCAUCCAACAUGUACUUCCAAACCCAUGACCAGAUCGGGAUGAUUAGUGCUGGCCCCAGCCAUGUCGCUGCUAUGAACAUUCCUAUCCCUUUCAACCUUGUGAUGCCACCGAUGCCACCACCGGGAUACUUUGGCCAGGCUAACGGACCAGCCGCAGGACGUGGGGCGCCAAAAGGGAAGACUGGUCGUGGUGGGCGCCAGAAAAAUCGUUUUGGGAUUCCUGGAACUAGUCAGUCAAACCUUCCAAAUAGUCAAGCGAGCCAAGAUGUGGUGUCCCAGCCUUUCUCCCAGGGUCCACUGACUCAGGGGUAUAUCUCCAUGAGUCAGCCAUCACAGAUGAGUCAGCCUGGGCUCUCCCAACCAGAAUUAUCACAGGACAGUUACCUUGGUGAUGAGUUUAAAUCUCAGAUUGACGUGGCGCUGUCACAGGACUCUACUUACCAGGGUGAACGUGCAUAUCAACAUGGUGGAGUGACGGGACUGUCACAGUAUUAGAGUGUUGAGGAAGAAGAGCUAAGCUUGUGUGGAGCUUAGUUCAUCAGCAUUUUAUUCUGGGUAAUAAAAAAAA
This is a messenger RNA of Haliaeetus leucocephalus (bald eagle), 3302 nucleotides long. It is a transcript of the gene UPF1, whose product is annotated as UPF1 regulator of nonsense transcripts homolog (yeast). The record is from RefSeq and is a predicted model, not a curated record. The transcript has 23 exons. Gene Ontology annotation, molecular function: RNA helicase activity; hydrolase activity; DNA binding. Gene Ontology annotation, cellular component: cytoplasm. Bases 29 to 3229 code for a protein of 1066 amino acids. NCBI's taxonomy places the organism in Eukaryota, Metazoa, Chordata, Aves, Accipitriformes, Accipitridae. Gene Ontology annotation, biological process: nuclear-transcribed mRNA catabolic process, nonsense-mediated decay.